Bursaphelenchus okinawaensis is the source of this 2654-nucleotide messenger RNA. The record is from the annotation of a GenBank genome assembly. NCBI's taxonomy places the organism in Eukaryota, Metazoa, Nematoda, Chromadorea, Rhabditida, Aphelenchoididae.
AUGUCAAAAGUUCACUCAUCAAAAGACGGCACUCCACCAGUGAAGGUGAAGAUCAACAACAGAAGCAGGAAAGUUGUCAUAGGCAUUGUUUAUGUUGCUUUGGUCAUUGAUUACAUGUUGACAACUGUCGUUGGUGAGUUUUACUGACACUUAUUUUACGGUAAAUUUAGAGUUUACUGCGAGGUAAAAUACGAUGGGUCUAACAUUCGUUUUUAAGGCUGUUAACAUACAAAAAAUUGUAUUUAUAGUGAGAAACAGUAAGUAAAAGUAGUAUCAGUCGUUCCACUAAAGAAUUACACAACUGCACAGUGCAGUCCCUGGGAAAAUCGCGCCUUUUUUUAUUCCCCUGCAAUGUGCAGAUUCCCCCGCGAUCGCUCGCAGCCCCAAACGACAAUGGAAAGACUGCACAGUGCAAGUUCCCAGUUGUCGCACCGGUCCGCUGUCGCAGAAGUCAAGGAGCUUGCGACAAUCAAAGAAAACUUGUCGCAAACCUUCCAUUGAACACGAUGGUGACUUGCGACAACAGCGACACGCUGUCGCAUCGCUUAUACAUGAUUUUUAACAUAACCGUAUCAAUUAAGCAUAAAAAUAGAAAUGUAUCAGUCUUUCCACUAAAGAAUUACACAAAAUCGCAAACCCCAAUUUGAGGGAAUCGCUGUCGCGCCGAGAAUUGGGGAAUGUCGCGCGACAUACAGCGAGUCGUGCGACAUUCGCUUGCACCCUGCGACAUCAAAAGAAGAAUCGCAAUGUCGCAAGGUGCAAAACCUUGCGACAAGUUGUCGUAUCGCGGCUUAAAGGGCGACGCGACAGCGUGUCGCUGUUAUCGCAACGCUCAAGUCACCAUCGUGUUCAAUGGAAGGUUUGCGACAAGUUUUCUUUGACUGUUGCAAGCCCCUUGAUUUCUGCGACAACGGACCGGUGCGACAACUGCGGGCUUGCACUGUGCAGUCUUUCCAUUAUCGUUUGGGGUUGCAAGCGAUCGCGGGGGAAUCUGCACUGUGCAGGGGAAUAAAAAAGGGCGCGAUUUUCCCGGGGACUGCACUGUGCAGUUGUGUAAUUCUUUAGUGGAACGACUGAUAUUUUACAUUAUAGUAAAUAAUUGUUAUAGUGCCCAUCAUUCCUGACUUUUUGAUUAAACUGUGGACUGCUGAUGGUUCACUUGUUGCUGAAAAUGGUACAGUCGACUAUUCUGAGACCAGUAUGCCAGUCGGUUUUCUGUUUGGCUCAAAGUCAGUAGUUCAAAUCAUAUUCAACUUGAUUGCUGGGCCCUUGACCAACAGGUACAGCUUGUACUAUAUGUUACACAUUGUUUAAAUGUCAUUUGUAGCCAAUAACGAAACUUUAUAAAAAAGUUUUAAAUCAAAUACUAUUUUAGAAUUGGAUACUCAGUGGUGCUAUUUCUGGGUUUCGUGCUCAUCGCAGCAUCUACUAUAACCUUUGCCUUUAGUACAGCUUAUUGGACAUUGAUCUUGGCUAGAUCAGUCCAAGGAAUUGGCUCUGCCUUUACUAAUACUGCUGGUAUGUUACCUAUUCAUUUAGUAAUAGAGCUGGUAUGUUAUCUUUUUAAAAUUUAAAAAGAUUUACAGUACGUAUCACUCAAAAGCUAUGUUUAUAUCUAAUAAAUGUAUUCACUUAUCUUAUCAUAUCUACAGGGCUUGGAAUGGUAGCAAAGAUGUACACAGAAGAGUCAGAACGUGGUAAAGCGAUAGCUACAGUGCUAGGCGGUCUGGCAGUUGGAGCUCUAUUUGGCCCUACUUAUGGUGGUAUCUUAUACGAGUAUGGUGGCAUGAUCUUACCGUUUGGGAUUCUAGCUGUACUAGCUUUAAUCGAUGGUGGUAUUCAAGCUGUAAUAUUAAGACCGAAGGUAGAACGAGAAGAUAUUAAAGGUACCAAAGUUGGUACUCUUCUGAAGGAUCCUUAUAUAGUAAUCACAGCUGGAGCUAUCUUUAUCAGUAACAUGGGUGUAUCAAUCAUGGAACCAACAAUACCACUAUGGAUGAUAGAACAGUGGAACUCGUCUUCAAUACUACAAGGUGUUAUCUUCUUGCCAUUAACUGCUGGCUAUCUUAUCAAUACUCAAAUCUUCGGAGCUUUGGCUCACAAGUUUGGCCGAUGGAGAUGUGCGAUGGCUGGACUGAUUAUGAUAUGUUUAUCCAAUGUUAUGAUACCUUUCAGUCCAAGUGUCUAUAUUCUGGUGUUGCCUAUUACUUUGGCUGGCCUUGGCAUUGGAAUGGUCGAUUCUACCAUGUUUCCUACUCUGGGUACUGUAGUUGAUAAGAGACAUUCUUCAGCAUACGGUAGUGUUUAUGCCAUCGGAGAUUCAGCUGUUUGUGUCGCUUUUGCUGCUGGUCCAUUCAUGGCUGGUCCUAUGGUCAAGUUCUUUGGAUUCAAAUAGUAAGUGGCCCAUAGAAGCAACUACAACAUAAGUGAUUAAAACAAUAAGUUAUAGUAAAAACAAUUAUAUAAACAAAAUUAUGAUAUUAAAUUUCAGCACAAUGUACGUGACAAGUGCUAUCAACCUACUGUAUGCACCAUUGUUAAUAUUCUUGAAAGACUUGGAUACAAUGGAAAGAAGUGUUCCUAAAGUCGAAGAAGUUAACAAAAUUAGUAUAUCAUCGUCUCCCUUAGACGAUAUCAAGUAUACGAAGCAUUAA